AUGGACACGCGGUUCCAUUGCGUGUACCUGCUCACGAGCCUCGACCCGCAGUGUGUGGGGGAGUACUACGUUGGCUACACGGUCAACCCCAUUCGGCGUCUGCGGCAGCACAACGGGGAGCUCGUGAGCGGGGCGUGGCGCACCAAGCGCCGUGGGCGUCCGUGGGAGCUCGUUUGCUGCGUCUCCGGCUUCGGAGAGGACCGCAUCGCCCUGAAGUUUGAGUGGUGCUGGCAGCACCCGACAAAGUCUACCCGCCUGAAGACGCACAUGCCGCAGCUGCGUGGGGUGCACCGCCUUCCAUACGCGGUUGGGGUGCUGCAUCUCUUGCUGCGGGCCGAACUCUUCGCACGGCUGCAGCUCACGCUCCACGUCUUUGAGCCGGCGCGCUUUGGGGAGGUGGUGGCGGAGCUGCAGCGUCGGGCUCCGUUGCUGCCCCAGUUGUCGGAAACCUCGCUGCUGCGCAUAGAGGAGACGACGAAGGAGCGGUUCACGGCCCACCACCUUGCCGGGACGGAGGGGGGAGGGGACGCCGCCGUGGACGGCUGCGUCUACUUCAUGACGGCGCAACUCGGCGGCAACGCCGACAGCCACCCCGACGCGGACAACCCCGGCCGGCGCCUGCGGAGCUGCAGGUAUCUCUCAGAGGAGGAGGUGCUUCGGCAGCACGCCCGAGUGAAGGAGCUGCUGGAGGCAAACCAAUGCCCCUGCUCACUCUGCUCCCUGCCGCUUCGCUCGCCUUACUUUGUGCGGUGCGCCCGCACCCCGUUCUGCGCCCUGCGUGCCCACUUGACAUGCCUCGCCAUGUGGUUCACGCAUGACGCCCUGCGGAGACGCGACUCGGCGGCGGCGGACGCCUCUACCAGGCACUUGUGCAGUGGUGGAAACAGUGACCCGCAACUGGAUCGUGAUGGCGGCGAUGGUGCCGUGGACGCUACGCUCUCAGCCGGGUCGCUGGCUUUUCCUGCCGUGAACAUCGCGGACGCACAUUCGACGACGAGUGCCGCCUCCCCCGUUGAUCCCGGCUGCAAUGUUUCGCUGAGCCAGGCGAGUCUCUGCGUCCCGUCGCGGUCGCCGAAGCUGCUGCCGUGCCAGCCUUGCCCAUGUCCCUUGUGCGAUGAGACGCUGCAGUGGGGGGCGCUGGUGCACGACCUGAAGCGUCGGGCCGUGCUGGAGCGGCGUUGGGCGGAGCGGCAGCGGCGGGAGAAGAUGGAGGCGGCACUGGCGGAGCGGCUGCAGCGCAUGGAGAACAGCAGCCUGGCGGAGCGACGGUGCCGGCGACAGGAGACGCAGGCGGGGAAGAGGCGGCAGCGCGGGGAGGGGGCUGCGGGGAAUCAGCAGAGCCGCGUACUGGACGGUGUGCCUCGCGGCAACACCAAUGACGCCGCCCUUCCGUUUUCGCCGCCGCUCUGUGGGGAGGAGCAGGGGCCGCUGCGUGUCGACCGCCGUCGCGGGGGGGCUACUGCACCUGCGGCCCAGGUGACGGCGGGGUGGGGGCACGACUCCAUCAGCGACAUAUGCGACAGCGUGCUGCAGCUGACAGAGUUCAACCUCGAGGAUUGGCUAGAGGCAUGA
Molecule: messenger RNA, 1572 nt
Organism: Trypanosoma conorhini
Lineage: Eukaryota; Euglenozoa; Kinetoplastea; Trypanosomatida; Trypanosomatidae
Product: putative structure-specific endonuclease
Exons: 1
Coding region: 1-1572 (523 amino acids)
Biological process (GO): double-strand break repair via homologous recombination
Cellular component (GO): Slx1-Slx4 complex
Molecular function (GO): crossover junction DNA endonuclease activity; 5'-flap endonuclease activity
Source: RefSeq, a predicted model, not a curated record